UGUCCUUUGGCCACCGGACAUCAUGCCUCCCAAGAAGGAUGUUCCAGUGAAGAAACCAGCAGGGCCCCUCAUCUCCAGGCCAGCAGCAGGGGCCCCUCCAGUCAAGACUAAGGCUGAGCCAGCUGUUCCCCAAGCUCCUCAGAAAACCCAGGAGCCCCCUAUCAAUCUCUCCAAAGUUGUGAUCGAGUUUAAUAAGGACCAGCUGGAGGAGUUCAAAGAAGCAUUUGAGCUGUUUGACGGAGUAGGAGAUGGUAAGAUCCUGUACAGCCAGUGUGGGGAUGUGAUGAGAGCCCUGGGCCAGAACCACACCAACGCCGAGGUGCUCAAGAUCCUGGGGAACCCCAAAAGUGACGAGCUGAAGUCCCGGCGUGUGGACUUUGAGACUUUGCUGCCCAUGCUCCAGGUAGUGGCCAAGAACCAGGACCAAGGCACAUAUCAAGACUACUUGGAGGGGCUUCGUGUGUUUGACAAGGAGGGGAAUGGCAAAGUCAUAGGAGCAGAGCUCAUACAUGUCCUCACCACCCUGGGGGAGAAGAUGACUGAGGAGGAGGUGGAGACUGUUCUGGCAGGACAUGAGGACAGCAAUGGUUGCAUCAACUAUGAGGCCUUCCUGAAACACAUCCUAAGCAUCUGAGCUCUG
This is a messenger RNA of Nycticebus coucang (slow loris), 640 nucleotides long. Its product is annotated as myosin light chain 6B-like. Lineage: Eukaryota; Metazoa; Chordata; Mammalia; Primates; Lorisidae. The record is from RefSeq and is a predicted model, not a curated record. The transcript has a single exon. Gene Ontology annotation, molecular function: structural constituent of muscle; calcium ion binding. The coding region runs from base 23 to 634 and encodes 203 amino acids. Gene Ontology annotation, cellular component: myosin II complex.